AUGGUGUCCACGACGCCGAAAGUAGACCUUGAGAUGACCUACGCUUCCAUUAGCCUCGCAACAUCUCUCUCCUCACGCUUGCGAAGCUGCGCAUCCUUAUCUGCGUUGCGUGCUGGCCAACAAGCCCACGCCCAAGUCCUGGCUCAUGGCCUCCUUCCGCAUGUCACCCUUGAGACCGACCUCACGCUCAUGUACGCUCGCUGCUCCAAUCUCCCUCUCGCCCGCCAGGUGUUCGAUCGAAUGCGCCACCGGAACAUGCAUUCUUGGAACAUCCUCCUCUCUGCCUACGUCCAGGCCUCCCUCUUUGAUGAUGCACUCUCGCUUCCCCGCUCGCUCCUACACUCUGGCCUUCGCCCCGACCACUUCACGUUGCCUUCCCUUCUCAAGGCCUCCGCCGCCAUCGGAGACUCCUUUCGCGGAAUGACAUUCCACAACUGGGCUGUAUGCCUUGGGCACGAGGAGAAUGUCAUCGUUAGGAGCUCCAUCUUGGAUAUGUAUGCGAAAUGUGGGAGCCUGGAUGAUGCUCUCUACUUAUUUGAGACAAUGCCUAAUAGGGAUAUCGUUAUGUGGAAUUCUAUUAUUUCGGGGUAUGCAAGGGUUGGGUGCUCAGCUCAAGCGUUGGACCUUUUCCGGAGGUCGCAAUGGGAGGUCGAAGAGCAGGACUUCAGGGCCAUUCCGAGUGUCCUGAAUGCAUGUGGUCGGGAAGGAGACUUAAGAAGAGGGCAGGAGGUUCAUGGGCGAGCUGUUCGGUGCUGCUUAUUUGAUUCCAACGUUGCUGUAGGUAAUUCUUUGAUUGAUAUGUAUGCUAAGUGUGGAUGUGAGAAUGACUCGUGCAAAGUUUUCUCAAGCAUGGGCGAGCAGAAGAACAUAGUGACAUGGUCAACUUUGAUCUCUUGCUAUGGAGUUCAUGGUGAAAGAAACAAGUCACUGGCACUGUUUGAAGAAAUGCUAGCACAAGGGAUGAAGCCGAAUCAUAUAACGUUCACUUCAGUCCUGUCUAGCUGUAGCCACUCAGGCCUUGUUGAAGAGGGCCGGAGGAUCUUCGACUCGAUACGGGGAGUUCACGAGGUGGAGCCAAGCAUCGAGCACUAUGCAUGUCUGGUUGAUCUUAUUGGUCGUUCAGGGAAUGUCGAAGAAGCUCUGGAGAUGAUACACAGGAUGCCGAUGGAGCCGACUGCUAGUGUUUGGGGAGCACUGCUGGGUGCUUGUGUGGUGCAUAAAAAUGUGGAGGUUGGAGAGAUUGCUGCCUUCAGGCUUUUUGAUUUGGAAGCUAGGAAUCCUAGCAACUAUGUGGCUCUCUGUGGCAUAUAUGAAGCAGUUGGUCGACUGGAUUGUGUUGCUAAAGUGAGAGUGAGGAUGAAAGAAUUGGAAAUGGUGAAGACACCAGGAUGCAGUUGGAUAGAUGUGAAGGGGAGAUUGCAGGCUUUCUAUCAAGGGGAUGUCUCUCAUCCUUCAGUGAAGCAUAUCCAUGAGAUGUUGAAUUGGUUAACUCAGACAAUGACCACUUCAACUAUGGUUGAUUUGGAUUGGCAUUUGUGAAUAUUUUCUCAUGCCAAGUCUUGUGAAGAUGGCAAGAGAUAUAGAUGGACUUGGAGUUACAGUGAUGAUACAGCCAAGUAAAGCAUACUACACAGUCUGUGACCACAUGCCAUCUGAUUCAAACUGCAGUGAUCUGAUCAGGUAAGAGAUACAUCAGACCAUAACUGCAGACAACAUGAUUUUGGUAUGACAAUAUGAAGCUUGCCAUAACUAAGAAUCAUAGUAUCCAAAAGUUACAGCAUCCAUCUUUUGCCAUGAAAGAAGUCGACGGAAGAACACAUCCAAACCCUGUACAAAUUCUUAAAGGAGUUCGAUCAUUCUCAGCCAGGAAUGUGGAGAAGAACACAACAGGUUACAUCUUACUGCUUCCAAGAAGUCUUUUACAUUAGACGAUGAAAGAAUACCUUUAUGAUGCUCUCAAGAUCAGAGGAUACAACUGAAGGUUCAUCAAAUGUAAUGAGAUAACACUAUACAAGCACAAACGUUCCAUCGGAUCAUGGCACUAUAAUUGGAUAUAUGUUUCAUCAGAUAUAAUUGGAUAACAUUAUACAAGUGCGAAUGUUCCAUCGGAUCAUGGUGAUGGCACUAUAAUUGGAUAUAUGUUUCAUCAGAUAUAAUUGGAUAACAUUAUACAAGCGCGAAUGUUCCAUCGGAUCUGCCGUGUUUGCGAUUAAGACUUGUUUAGCAGAUUGUUGUAUGCAGUGAACAGGGCAUGAAACACAUCUCCUUUCUUCUCUUGGGCAGCUGGACUUUCUUGGGAGUUAGAUUCUGCUGACUCUGCCUUAUCAGUCUUGACUGGGGCUUUUACUUCUGGUUUCACUGGUUCUGCAUUUGCACCACUCACUUCAGUAUUUGUUGCCAGAGAAGGAACAGAGGUCUCCUUCUGUGUGGCAUUUGAGAUGGCUUCAUCAGCUUCAGUGUUGGAGACUUUGGUAGGUUGUUCUUCUGUUUCAUGAGAGGUGCUGCUUCGUCUGUUGCUUUGUGCUCAAUCACUUGUUCUAUUUCGAGAGGUACUGCUUCAUCCA
Molecule: messenger RNA, 2564 nt
Organism: Musa acuminata AAA Group (dessert banana)
Lineage: Eukaryota; Viridiplantae; Streptophyta; Magnoliopsida; Zingiberales; Musaceae
Product: pentatricopeptide repeat-containing protein At5g04780, mitochondrial-like
Exons: 2
Coding region: 1-1539 (512 amino acids)
Biological process (GO): RNA modification
Cellular component (GO): intracellular membrane-bounded organelle
Molecular function (GO): RNA binding; protein binding
Source: RefSeq, a predicted model, not a curated record